This is a messenger RNA of Synchiropus splendidus (mandarinfish), 2690 nucleotides long. RefSeq names its product transmembrane protein 74B (gene tmem74b). The transcript is spliced from 2 exons. Lineage: Eukaryota; Metazoa; Chordata; Actinopteri; Syngnathiformes; Callionymidae. The coding region runs from base 652 to 1338 and encodes 228 amino acids. The record is from RefSeq and is a predicted model, not a curated record.
CCGCCAGCGCCGCUCCUGUCCCUGUGAAAGCCCCUUUCAAUUCCGGCUGACGGUGUCCGCCCCUGCACCUGCCGGGAGACCGCGUCUCCUCGGAGACCCGCCGGUCGGUGUUGUCUCCCGCAACAAGAUGGUCGCUGUGACCGGCUGCAACGAUGUUUCGCAUCGUGGUUCCGACACUCGAGUUCAGGUUUGGCCGCGACGAGCCUGGCAAGGUCACUGCGGUGGCGUCACACCGAGAGCCCGUCUGUUCCAGCCGUGAUUCAGACUCGCCAUUAGCGCCUCUUCACUGGGGAUUUUAAAUUCACGUCACCCUUGUUUACAUAUCUUCCGAUGUUUGAAUGUGUGGCGAUGCUAUAUGUUAGCAAGCAGUUAAUGAUUAAUUGUUUAAAUAUUGAUGUUGUUUAAACAUUCCAAAAGUCGGGCAUGACUCACCGGGAAUAAAAAUGACGCGCAGAGGUACUCAGGAUCGGGUCAGUGACGUCAUCAUUCCGGCAGCGUAGAUUGAGUGCGUUCUGGCUCAGCUUUUUCCCUCUUUGUCAGGCGACAUGCUGGUGCGCCCCCCUGUGGUUGUAGCGAUCUUGUGCUGAGUUAAAGAAGUUGUGUUGCAGAGAAGAUGCCGACUGCGGCACCACCAGCGACUAGCAGGUUCCCAUGGAGUCGGGUUUGAACACCGUGGAGCUGCAGGAGCUGACCAGCCCGAGCGCCUGCAAGACGGCGCCACCAGGCCGCGGCUUCGACAAUGCUUCCUUCCUGCGGGAUGAGGAGCCCCACCAUCCAGAGGCGUCGAACUGCCAACCCUCCUCCUCUAACUCCACCCAAGAGGUCCAGCACCGCAGCUCGCUCCCCUCGUACGAUGAGGAGACGGAGGGUCCGGACGAUGUGCAGGAGUCGUCGGCGGGGGUCGAUCGCACGGCAGACUAUGGCUUCAUCUUCGCCCUGGUGUUCCUGGUGAGCGGCAUCGUGCUGGUUGUCAUUGCCUACACCAUCCCUCGAGAGGCCAAACUGGACCCAGAGUCGGUGUCGGCCCGCCAGAUGGAGCGUGUGGAGACCUACUACGCCCAACUGGGGUCCCACCUUGACAAGUGCAUCAUCGCGGGUCUGGGCCUGCUGACACUGGGCGGCAUGUUCCUGUCCGUGCUGCUCAUGGUCUCCAUCUGUCGCAGCGGGAUAUACCGUCGCCGGACCGCCUUCGUGCGACCCAAAAGGACUUAUGGCUCCAUCAACCUGAGGAUGAAACAGCUGGCCACGGGGGAGGACGGUGGGGAGGUGGGUGAGGCCGGGGGGUUGGGAGAGCAAGAUGACACGAAGGGGCACAGCAGGGGGGACAGAGACUCCUGACUCCUUCCUUCCGGGAGAGUAAACCCGACAGCAGUUCUGGACGUAUAAAUGCUUUAUACGUGAAACCCGAUAGCACUGACUUAUGGUCAAGCACAUCCUGUCUGAAUGUAUGAAACGUCUGGGCUCCUCUGUUUCCAUGGAAACAGCCUCAAACAUCAGCUGAGCACGAUAACUGUUUGAACCACAGUAUUCCCAGUGAUUGCGACUAUUGCUACUGUUAGCGUCGAUGAAGAAAUCAUAUUGAGUAUCCGACCAAAUUCGCAAUGCAGCUGAUUCGGUGAAAACACACGGGGCCAAAUCAGACACCACAACUUUGUCCAACUAAAUCGAUCACUGUUCUACCUGUAGCUAGCAAGAAAGCGAGGCAUCAGUGCGCACACCGACGUCACGUCAUGGUAACGCUAACCAGCCCGAUGUUUUUGCUCAUGAUACUUUUGAGUUUUUGCUAGCUGCAGCAUCACACAUGGACUUUGGCAAAGCACAUUUGAAUGUCAUUGUGUCGCCUGAGAAUGUUUAGCUAAUGCCAGUGGUAAGCGGCAAACCUUGUUACGUUGUCUUUCAUUCACAGUUUGGUGCAAGCGUAGCAGUCGUAUGUUAGCGACAGCGGAUCCUUGUAUGAGCACUCCAAGUCAGAACCAGGAAGUGGACCACUUGCGUCUCUGUGGCUUUGUUGUUGUCAUCAAAGUAGAGGCCGCAGUGGAGUCAUGAAUAUUCCGAUCUUGGGUGUCAGGCUGUAACACGUUUCCUUUGCAGCCUGCAAGUGAGGAAUGGAACGCUCCUAUAUGUGUCCCGCCUCUGAAUGCUCUUCAGCUGUGUGACGCUUCAAUGGUUGUGGGUUCGACACCAGUCCAGACAAAACCAGGUUCUGAGAUAUUUAUCAACAAUAAAUGUAAAGCAAGUUUCUGAUGACAUCACGUCGUGAGUUGCUCGUGCAGAAGACAUGAACCCGUCUGAGGUGCUUACGCGGAAAGUGAAAGUCAAGCUGUUUGUUUUUCAAUCUGAAGUAAUAGUUUUAGAGAGUGUUUUCAUAUGAAUUAACUUUCUUGCAGACUUACAAGGGCGGCGCAACCAGAACCUCUCCAAGACUUGCAGGAGAACCCUGCCCUUGCACCAAGAUGGUUUGCUAAAAUAAUCUUAAUAAAUUCAUUUUAAAGUAGUAGCAGUAUUCAAAAAUCAUGACCAACUUGAUGUUGACGAUUUAGAAAAAAAAAAAAGAUCAAUAAAACAUUUUUACGCCUUUUGUUUAUUCAACUUCAAAACCUAAAACAGUGAAACGACAUGUGAAUGUCAUAAUAAAGAAAGGUGGAUUAGGAUUAGCGCAUGUAAUGUUUAUCGUGGACCAGACUCUAGUG